AUGUAAAUAGUCAUGAAAAUAAAGGAAACGCAUUGAAUGAGAAGGUGUGUCCAAACUGUUGGCCUGUACUGUAUGAGCAGCUUCCUCAUUCUGCCCAAGCUGCCCCUGCAAGAUGGACCUGAGGGUUGUGCUCAUUUUGACAAGUGCAUACAUCGCUCAAGUUUAUUCCCUGAUGUGCAACAAUUGCUUCCCUGACGCCACUGGAACCUGCCACGAUGUCCAGGGACCCUGCCCUGACCAGUGUGCCAGUGUGAUGAUCGCCACAUACGAAGAUUACAGGAGGAAAGGUGUGAUGACUCUGAAGACAUGUAUGCCCUCUGACAUGUGUGUCAUAGGCUCGCUCAAUUUUGGCAACUCAAGAGUUAAAUCGGAGAGCACCUGCUGCAACACUGACCUCUGCAAUGACAAAACUCCUCAAGAAUCUCUUACAGACAUCUCUAAUAAGAUGAGAUGUUACACCUGCAGAAAUGGAGAUUGUACUUCAAUUAUACAGUGUUUGGGAGAUGAAGAUUGCUGUGUCACAUCUACAUCUACAGAUGGUAUUCAGAAAGGAUGUGCAUCGAGAUCGAUGUGCCAGCAGAGGGGCUCGAGUCACUUCUUAUCCAGCAUGGCGGAUGGUCUGGCCUGCUGCGAGGGGAACCUGUGUAACGGCAUAGAGAGGACCAACAGGAACACAGGAAACUCGGGUCACAAAAGUCACACACAGAGCUUCCUGUUGCUGACACUGCUGAUGUAUGUGGCCUCCAACUGACCUAGUCUCUUGAGCUGUCUAUUGGCUAUUGCAAGUACCACAGUGAGCUAACUAUAAAGGCAUGCAAAAUGUUGCAAAUACACAGAGCACUAUAGGAGCUGCCAACAUGCUAACUGGUGUUUUUUGGUGCUAGAGUCAACAAUGUUGUGAUCUAAAAGAUACUUUCAGUAUUGCAGCCCAGCCCAGAACACAAAGCAAGUUCACAUCUGAUGGGAGCUUAUUUAUAUUCAACCCCUCACAUGACCUAACACAAUUGAAGAUGACACCAAAACUAAUUUCUUGAUAAAAGGUAAUUGCCGUAUAUUACAUGCCUGUUUCUCAUUGACAUCUCUUCUGACCCUGUUUUUUCAUGUUCUCUGUUCAUGGCCUUUUCAUUUUCUCCAUAUGUUUUCUUUCAAUUUCUCCCUGAGAGCUACCAUGCAGAACUUGUCUAGAUACUGACAAUAAAAGAGUUAACACUG
Alosa sapidissima (American shad) is the source of this 1212-nucleotide messenger RNA. Its product is annotated as urokinase plasminogen activator surface receptor-like. The transcript has 5 exons. NCBI's taxonomy places the organism in Eukaryota, Metazoa, Chordata, Actinopteri, Clupeiformes, Clupeidae. The record is from RefSeq and is a predicted model, not a curated record. Bases 113 to 751 code for a protein of 212 amino acids.